UACCCCUAAUUACCCCCAUUAACCCCAUUACCCCCCCACUCCAUCUGGCGCCCCCUGGCGGCGCUGCCCCACCUCGCAGGCGGGCGGCAGCAGCGCCCGUGCGCAUGCGCAGCCUCCGGCGGGUUGGCGGCAGUGCGCCUGCACAGGGCUGGUGCCGGCGUCGCGCAUGCGCUGUGGUUUGGGGGGGGGUGGGUGGUCUCUUCGCGCAUGCGCGGUGCGUGGCGGCCGGGCCGGCGGGAGCUGGGUCGCCUGUGGAGCCGUGAGCCCGCGGCCGCCGGCUCCAUCCGUUUCCCAUCUCUCCAGGAUGAGAGAGGUUUGGGUUCGGCUUUUCCCCUCUCCCUGUAGUUGAUAGUUUCGGAACCAGAGGUGAUGCUGGAGUCGAGAUGGCAGACAGCGUGAAAACCUUCCUUCAUGACCUCGUCAGGGGAAUUAAGGACUCCAUCUGGGGCAUCUGCACCAUCUCUAAGCUGGACGCCCGGAUCCAGCAGAAGAGGGAAGAGCAGAGGCGAAGGAGAGCAAACAGCGCGCUCGCCCAGCGGAGGUUUCACAUGGAGGAGAAGAAGCAAGAGAAUGAACCCCGGAUAGUGAGCCGGAUAUUUCAGUGUUGUGCCUGGAACGGAGGUGUAUUCUGGCUUAGUCUCUUCUUGUUUUACCGAGUGUUUAUACCCGUCCUUCAGUCGGUCACGGCACAGAUCAUCGGUGACCCUUCCCUACAUGGCGACGUCUGGUCUUGGCUGGAAUUCAUCCUCACCUCCAUUUUCAGCGCCCUCUGGGUCCUUCCCCUCUUUGUGCUCAGUAAGGUUGUCAAUGCCAUCUGGUUUCAGGACAUCGCCGAUCUAGCGUUCGAAGUUUCCGGCAGAAAGCCUCAUCCCUUUCCCAGCGUCAGUAAAAUCAUCGCUGACAUGUUGUUUAACCUCUUGUUGCAGGCACUUUUCCUCAUCCAGGGGAUGAUCGUGAGCCUCUUCCCCAUCGAUCUCAUCGGCCAGCUGAUCAGCCUCCUCCACAUGUCGCUGCUCUACUCGCUCUACUGCUUCGAGUACCGCUGGUUUAACAAAGGAAUCGAAAUGCACCAGCGGUUAUCCAACAUCGAGAGGAACUGGCCCUAUUACUUUGGCUUCGGCUUACCGCUGGCUUUCCUCACGGCAAUGCAAUCCUCUUACAUCAUCAGCGGUUGCCUCUUUUCCAUCCUUUUCCCUCUCUUCAUCAUCAGCGCCAACGAAGCAAGGACCCCCGGCAAAACCUACCACUUCCAGCUCCGUCUCUUCUCCCUGGUGGUUUUCCUCAGCAACAGACUCUUUCACAAGACCGUUUACCUUCAGUCCGCCCUGGGCGGUGCUUCCUCCUCCUCCUCCUCCGACCGGCUCCUCUCCCCCCAGCCCUCCCCCGCCAAACACACGGCUGCUCCGGGGCACUGAGCCACGACCCGACCCCACGGGUGGGGGGCACACACACCUACGGCGAGGGGGGGGUUUCUGCGCCUCCCCCGGCAGGGGCAGGACCCAGAGCUCUGCGUCUCCUCUCCCCCACGCCGCGAUGGAUAUUUUGGGGGGGAAAUCUGGAUUUUUAAACCUUUGUGAGUUUCAAAAAAGCCGGCUCGUGCCCUGCGCUUGUUUUA
Grus americana (Whooping crane) is the source of this 1615-nucleotide messenger RNA. It is a transcript of the gene EI24, whose product is annotated as EI24 autophagy associated transmembrane protein. The coding region runs from base 384 to 1415 and encodes 343 amino acids. NCBI's taxonomy places the organism in Eukaryota, Metazoa, Chordata, Aves, Gruiformes, Gruidae. The transcript has 11 exons. Gene Ontology annotation, biological process: macroautophagy. The record is from RefSeq and is a predicted model, not a curated record. Gene Ontology annotation, cellular component: endoplasmic reticulum.